Drosophila yakuba is the source of this 1666-nucleotide messenger RNA. It is a transcript of the gene dmrt11E, whose product is annotated as doublesex and mab-3 related transcription factor 3, truncated. Gene Ontology annotation, biological process: regulation of transcription by RNA polymerase II; sex differentiation. NCBI's taxonomy places the organism in Eukaryota, Metazoa, Arthropoda, Insecta, Diptera, Drosophilidae. Gene Ontology annotation, cellular component: nucleus. Bases 240 to 1262 code for a protein of 340 amino acids. The transcript is spliced from 2 exons. The record is from RefSeq and is a predicted model, not a curated record. Gene Ontology annotation, molecular function: RNA polymerase II cis-regulatory region sequence-specific DNA binding; DNA-binding transcription factor activity, RNA polymerase II-specific.
GGUGCGUCUAUAUAUAUAUAUUAUUAUGUAUAUAUUUUAUAUAUAUUAGUAAGAUUUAAAAUGUCGCUCUCAAAGAGUUCCUACUGUAGCAGAAUGUAUCUUUCGGCUGCUGAUGCGAGACAUCUGGGCGGCCAUUGGAUCUUCUAAAUUUAGAGCCAGCGAUUAGCAGCCAAUGGCAGGCAAGCGACCGCUGCCGAUGCCGAUCCCGAUCCCGAUCCCUCGGUUCCUCGGAUGCUUGGAUGCUCGGCUGCUAUGGAUGCCCGGUUUCGGAUCCCCUGGGACACGACGACGAGGACGGAAACCACUUGACGCUGCCAGACAGUCUGACGGCGACAAGUAGCUGCGGUUGGCAGUGCUUAAAUGUUCGCGCCCCGGUCCGCAUCCUUUUAGUCGAUCAGCAAGUGAGGAUGAGCAAGGACGCGAGUGUUAGGAUUUGCCAGCAGCGGGAACGACGUCUCCUGCGUACGCCCAAGUGUGCCAGGUGUCGCAAUCACGGCGUCAUCUCCUGUGUCAAAGGUCACAAGCGUUUGUGCCGCUGGCGCGAAUGCUGUUGCCCCAAUUGCCAACUGGUCGUCGAUCGCCAGCGUGUUAUGGCCGCCCAGGUGGCCCUGCGACGCCAGCAAACGAUGGAGGCCCUGGAGGCCACCACCACCACCACAUCGGCGACAAAAUCAACGCUCAUACCGCCGGCCAGCGCCAAUAGCUCCAGCAGCGAGGGCGAGGAUUCGCUGGCCUCCACCUCACCACCGCCGGCACAUAGCCAUCCCCAACCACAUCCGCAUCCACCAUCUUGCGCUAGCACCUCAUCCUCAUCCGCCACCCGCCAGGCUCUGCUGGCCCAGAAGAGGAUCUACAAGCAGCGACUACGCAGCCUGCAGCAGUCCACGCUCCACAUCACCGCUGCCAUGGAAGAGUACAAACAGCGAUUUCCCACGUUCAGCUCGCCAUUGAUGGAGCGCAUGCGCAAACGGCGGGCGUUCGCCGAUCCGGAACUGAACCACGUCAUGGAGGCGACGCUGGGCGGGAACGCUUUGUACUUUGCCACCGUUGCCGCCGCCGCCGCCGCCUGCGCCCCCGUUCUUCACCAGGAGCAGCACAUUUACCCAUCGUUGCCGCCGACGAUACCGCUAACGAUACCGCCCACAAAUCCAGCAAUGACCACGCCCGCGGUCACCGCCUCCUCCUCCGUCUCCUCCUCCGCCACUGGAAAGAAGCCCAAGCUGAGCUUCUCCAUUGAGUCCAUCAUGGGCAUCAGCACGUAGCCGUGGGUUCUCAGGGUUUCAUUACCCUUAGUUUUUUUCCAAAUACACUCUGUACAUAAAUCUAGAAUUAGGAAAAAACCCUUUUUUUGAAUAGCAAUAAGUUUCGAGUGAAAUAAAACAAGCGAAAAAGUAUUGAAUAUAAGAAAAACUAAAAAAAAGUAUUGAAUAUAAAAAAAAACUUUCUUAAUUCUAGAACUUUUCCUAUCAAGAUUAAAAAGAAUCCCAUAAACAUAUGAACAUAGGUUAAAUCUUAGUAGACCACGGUUAAAAUGUAUGACAUAGUUUCUUUAUAAAUAUCCGAGCCUGUAUAGAAUUGAGUCUACAAAGUCGGGACUGAAACAAAAUUAAUUCGAUGGAACACUCUAUAACAUUCAAAUCCUCUAAUAUAUGAAGAUGCGUACAAA